AUGGAUAAUUCCUCUACAGAUUUUUUGUUUUUGCUUAGUGGACUGAAUGACACAAGGACAAACAAACAAACCUACUUUGCAUUUAUUUUUUUGCUGUACCUCUUGACUCUUUUUAUCAACUUGACAUUGAUUACAAUAAUUUUCUUGGACAAAAUGUUACAUGAACCCAUGUAUUUCUUUAUAUGCAAUAUGUGUGUAAAUGGAAUAUAUGGUGCCUCUGGUUUCUACCCGAAGCUGCUUGCCGACCUUUUGUCAGAUUUUCAUGUUAUUUCAUAUACGGGCUGUAUGACACAAAUAUUUGUAAUUUAUAGCUAUAUGUUCUGUGAAUUCACAAAUCUAACUGUGAUGGCUUAUGACAGGUAUGUGGCAAUCUGUAAACCAUUAGAAUAUCACUCCAUCAUCACCCCUCAAAGAGUGGGAAGAUUAAUACUUCUUAUCUGGCUCUCUUCCCUAUUAGAAACAGCAGUCGGGACCGCACUGACGAUCAGACUGCCAUUGUGUGGAUAUAACAUUGACAAACUUUACUGCUCAAACUGGGCUGUGGUAAAACUUGCAUGCACAGACACAACUUUAAACAAUUUGUAUGGGUACAUCCUGAUGCUUUAUCAUGUCUCUCAAGCCGGCUUUAUUGUGAUUUCAUACAUUUACAUCAUUAGAGCCUCCCUUACAUCUAAGGCAGGGCAGGCGAAAUUCAUGCAAACAUGCUUACCACAUUUAAUUACCCUUAUAAACUUCACUGUCUCCACGAUCUUUGAUGUAUUAUAUGCACGCUAUGGCAACAGCCACAGACUCCAGGCUUUACGCAAUAUCUUGGCUGUGGAGUUCCUUGUUGUGCCUCCACUCCUAAAUCCCAUCAUAUAUGGUAUGAAGUUGACUCUUAUCCGCAGCAGAUUAUUGAAAAUUUUCCAUCACAAAGUUAAUGCUGUAAACUGA
Chanos chanos (milkfish) is the source of this 933-nucleotide messenger RNA. Its product is annotated as olfactory receptor 2G3-like. NCBI's taxonomy places the organism in Eukaryota, Metazoa, Chordata, Actinopteri, Gonorynchiformes, Chanidae. The coding region runs from base 1 to 933 and encodes 310 amino acids. Gene Ontology annotation, molecular function: odorant binding; G protein-coupled receptor activity; olfactory receptor activity. The record is from RefSeq and is a predicted model, not a curated record. Gene Ontology annotation, biological process: detection of chemical stimulus involved in sensory perception of smell; G protein-coupled receptor signaling pathway. Gene Ontology annotation, cellular component: membrane. The transcript has a single exon.